AUGGCACGGCCGGUUAAGAGGCAAGCACAAGUAGUACAAGGAGCACAAGAUGACAUUAAGGAGGAACACCUUUUGGCUUUCAUUGCGAAGAAGGAAUAUAGUAAUGAGGAUAAAUGCAAACAAGAACUCAAGAAAUAUUGUGAAGAGUUGAAGGAAGCAGAUGGUAAAUUCAAUGUUAAUGAUAAAGUUAAAGAACUUUGUGGUGGUGGUGAUGAAGCAAAACGAGAUAAAAAAUGCAAAGACCUGAAAGACAAAGUUGAAGAUGAAUUAGAAAAUUUUGAUGAUGAACUUCAAGAAGCAUUGAAAGACAUAAAAGAUGAAAAUUGUGAAAAACAUGAAGAAAAAUGUAUACUUUUAGAAGACACGGGUUAUAGUGAAGAUAUUAAGAAGAACUGUGUCAAGUUGAGGGAAGGAUGUUACAAAUUGAAGCGUAAAAAGGUGGCAGAGGAGCUCCUUUUGAGGGCGCUCGGAGGGGAUGCUAAAGAUGAAGCUAAAUGUAAAGAAAAGAUGAAAACUGUUUGCCCAAUGUUAAGCCGAGAAAGUGACGAGCUGAUGUUUUUCUGCCUUGAUUCGGAUGGAACGUGUAAAGCGCUGAAAACAAAAUCAGAAGAAGUUUGCCUGCCUUUAAAAGAAAAGCUUAAAGAUGGCGAAUUAAAGGAAAAAUGUCAUGAAAGACUUGAGAAAUGUCAUUUUUACAAAGAAGCGUGUACUGAAACAAAGUGUGAUGAGGAUAUGAAGCAAUGCAAGGAAAAAGGAUUCACAUAUAAAGCGCCGGAAUCUGAUUUUAGUCCUGUCAAGCCGAAGGCGUCGUUGUUGAGAAGUAUUGGGUUGGAUGAUGUGUAUAAAAAGGCUGAAAAAGAAGGAAUUAUUAUUGGAAAAUCAGGAGUGGAUCUACCAAGGAAGUCAGGUACAAAAUUUCUGCAAGAUCUCUUGCUACUGUUGAGCAGAGAUGAGGAUAAGACGGAUGCAAAAAGUAAAUGCGAUAAAGCGUUAAAAAAAUGUGAAACUUCUAAGUAUUUGGAUCAUAAUUUUAAAGAGUUAUGUAAAAAUGAAACUACUAAAAACGCCAAAUGCGAAGAAUUACUAAAUGUAGAAGAAAGAUGUACAAAUCUCAAAUUAAAACUUUAUCUGAAAGGAUUGUCUACGGAAUAUGAUGAUCAAGAAUCAGAUCCUUUAUCGUGGGGACAGCUUCCAACCUUUUUUAUAAAAGGAGAGUGUGCAGAACUUGAGUCGGAAUGUUUCUAUUUAGAAAAGGCGUGUACGAAUAAGAUUGAUCAAGCAUGUCAAAAUGCAAGAGCAGCGUGCUAUAAAAAGGGACAAGACAGGAUGUUGAAUAAGUUCUUUCAAAAGGAAUUGAGGGGAAAUCUUGGUCUUGUAAGAUUUUAUAGCGAUCCUGAAGAAUGCAAAAAAUCUGUGGUAGGAAACUGUACAAAACUUAAAGAAGAUAGUAGAUACCUUUCAAAAUGUCUUUAUCCUAAAGAAUUAUGUUAUGCGCUUUCAAAUGAUAUUUUUCUUCAAUCCAAAGAGUUAAGUUCGCUUUUGGAUGAUCAAAGGGAUUUUCCAUUAGAAAAGGAUUGUCUUGAAUUGGUGGAGAAGUGUGAUGAACUUAGUAGUGAUUCAUUAUUGAAUUUAGAAAAGUGUAUAACAUUGAAAAGACGCUGUGAAUACUUUAAGGUUACAGAGGGAUUUAGAAAAGUAUUUUUAGAAAAAAAGGAUGAUUCGUUAAUGACUCAGGGAAACUGUACAAAGGUAUUGCAUGAGAAAUGUAAUACUUUAUAUAGGAGGAGAAAGAAUUCAUUUAGUGUUUCAUGUGCUUUACCAGAAGAAACAUGUAGUUAUAUGGUAUUCCACACAAGUCAAGAUUGUAAAUAUUUAAAAGAAAACAUCAAGAAUGAAGGAAUUGUAGGAAAAAUUGGAGGAGCAAAUAAAGAUGAAACAGCACUUGAAGAACUCUGCACAACAUGGGGCCGACAUUGUCACCAACUUGUGAAGAAUUGUCCGGAGCAGUUGAAAGAAAAUAACAAAGAUGAGAACUGCGAAGCACUCGAAGAAAAAUGCAGUGAUACCUUUAAAAAGUUGAAAUUAGAGGAGGAGCUGAGUCAUCUGUUGAAAGGCAGUUUAAGCAAAGAUGAUGAUUGUAAAAAAAAAUUAGGAGAGAGUUGUACUGAGUUGAAAAAGAAUCAAACAUUCAAAAUUCUUCUUGGUGAAUGUGGAGAAGAUAAGAAGCAAAAUGUUUGCAAAAAAUUAGUUGAUAAAGUAAAAAAGAGAUGUCCUACUUUAAAAGCCGAUCUGGAUAAAGCAAAAGAGGAAUUAGAAAAGAACAAGAAUGAAUACGAUAAGCUCAAAAAGGCGGCAGAAGAUUCUACGGAGACAGCUAAAUUAUUGCUAUCAAGGCCUAAACAAGACAAACCGCCAAAUGCGCAGAAUGGCAGUGAUUCUACACUAGUACCACCACCACCACAAGCACCAGCAGGGCCAUCAGGAUCAGGGUCACCACCAGCAUCAGGGCCAUCAACUGAUGGAAAGGCGGACAUGCCAGGUGGAGGAUCAGGGACACCAGAUGGAGGAUCAGGCACACCAGAUAAAGGAUCAGGAAUACCAAGCAGUGGAACGACGGGCUCUGCAAAACUUGGACUCGUUAAAAGAGCGUAUGUAGAUGGAGGAGUAUCAGAAGUAGAGGUAAAAGCAUUUGAUGCAACGACAAUAGCAUUGGAAUUGUAUUUGGAAUUGAAAGAGGAAUGCAGCGCUUUACAACUAGAUUGCGGUUUUAGAGAGGAAUGUCAGGAAUCUAAACAAGCUUGCGAAAAAAUAGACGAGUUAUGCGGAGGAAUAAAACCAUUAGAAAUUAAGCCUCAUCAUACAGAGACACAAAAAGAAACCUCAACCAUUACGACGACCACUACAACGACCACUACAACGACCAGUACCACGACUACUACCACGACUACUACGACAACCAAGCAGGGAAGUGGAGGAAAAGUAACAGAAGAGUGUACAAUGAUACAGACGACAGAUACAUGGGUGACGAGUACGUCAUUGCAUACGAGUACGACAACGAGUACAUCGACAGUGACGUCGACAGUGACGUUGACUUCGAUGCGCAAGUGCAAACCUACCAAAUGUACUACUGAUUCAAACAAAGAGACAGAUAAAGGAGGAGAAGAAGAAGAAGAUGUAAAACCUAAUGAUGGGAUGAAAAUAAGAGUUCCUGAUAUGAUUAAAAUAAUGUUGUUGGGAGUGAUUGUUAUGGGAAUGAUGUAA
Pneumocystis carinii B80 is the source of this 3261-nucleotide messenger RNA. RefSeq lists its product as hypothetical. Lineage: Eukaryota; Fungi; Ascomycota; Pneumocystomycetes; Pneumocystales; Pneumocystaceae. The record is from RefSeq and is a predicted model, not a curated record. The transcript has a single exon. The coding region runs from base 1 to 3261 and encodes 1086 amino acids.